UGCUGCCAUCCCCGGAGGAGGCUCAUCGGGAACUCUCAGUCUUUAAUGUUCGUGGCACCCGGACGGAAUAGAAUGACGAACGAUGGAUCCCAGUCUGGACAACAACUUGAAGGCCGUCAGAAGGAGUAAAGAGGAGAAGAAAGUUCUCCGAAAACAAAUAAAAGCGAGUUACAUUUUGCUUAAACAUGAAGGCAUUAGCACGACUCAACAGCCUACCAAGAGUUUGGUGGUGGCCAACGCCGGUUUGGGGAACGGCGUUAGUCGAGAGGAGCUCUCUGCAGCUCUGAAAGAGAUGGGGGAGGUGGAGACUGUGAUAAUGGCCCCUCACAAGCCUUAUGCUUUUGUCACAUACAGAUCUGAAGAGAGUGCUCAGAAAGCCCUUGUCCACCUUAAUGGACAAAAGCUGCAAUGUGGAGAGAACAGUGUCACACUCUACCUCAGUUAUGUCAACUCAGUAACUUUUGAGGAGGAGAAGUCUGUUCCUUUGCCGGAGGGAUUAGUCUUGGUGGAAGAUUUUGUGUCUCCAGAAGAAGAGGCUCUGUUGCUCUCCGCUAUAGACUGGUCGUCCCCUAAUGACGAUGUCACUGCUCAAAAAGCUCUGAAGCAUAGAAGAGUCAAACAUUAUGGCUUUGAAUUUCGCUACGACAACAACAAUGUGGAUAAGGACAAGCCAUUACCUGCAGGUCUUCCUGAGGAGUGUCUGCCUGUUCUGGAGCGCUGUGUGAGGAACAGACACAUCAACAUCACACCAGACCAACUGACUAUCAACCAGUAUGAGUCUGGACAGGGUAUUCCUCCUCAUGUGGACACUCACUCUGCCUUUGAGGACACCAUCCUGUCACUGAGCCUGGGGGCAAAGACAGUGAUGGAAUUCCGUCAUCCAGACGGUCGUCUUGUUCCCGUGGUGUUGCCAGGACGGAGCCUACUGGUGAUGAAGGGAGAGAGCAGAUACCUCUGGACCCAUGGGAUUACUCCUCGGAAGUUUGACAUGGUGCCAGCCUGUGACCCACAAUCACCUGCUCACACAACUUCUGACCACGGGACCAACAGCAAUCUCACAUUAAGCAAGAGGGGCAUCCGCACUUCUUUCACUUUCCGCAAGAUCAGACAUAAACCCUGCCGCUGUGCCUUUCCCUCAGCCUGUGACAGUCAGGGAGCUCCCUCAGCACCCUCGCCCUCUCCGCCAUCUCCCCCGUCACUUCCCUGUUGCCGUGCCGACGCAACCCGUCUGGAGGAGGAGUAUGUGCACCGGGUGUACGACGCUAUCGCCUCCCACUUUAGCAGCACUCGCCACUCCCCCUGGCCUCAUGUUUGCCACUUCCUGUCCUCGCUCUCACCUGGCAGCGUGCUGGCUGAUGUGGGAUGUGGAAAUGGGAAAUACCUGGGUGUCAACCCAGAGGUGAUUGCAGUUGGCUGUGACCGUAGCAGUGCUCUUGUCCAAAUCUGUGCAGAGAGAGGUUUCCAGGCGUUUGUAUCCGACGCUCGCAUUGUCCCUCUGCGAACAGCCUCCUGUGACGCCUGUAUCUCCAUAGCUGUGAUACACCACUUUUCCACUCAGGAUCGUCGGCUGGCAGCAGUGAGGGAGCUGGUGAGACUUUUGAAGCCUGGAGGUCGAGCACUUAUCUACGUUUGGGCUUUUGAACAAGAGUACAACAAGCAGAGGUCCAAGUACCUCAAAGAACAGAACAAAGAGAUUCCUGCGAACCUCAGACCCAUCAACAGCACAUUAGACGACGGACAGGAGCCUCAUGGGAAAUCCAGAAUCCAGACCAGCAGACAUUUAGAAGACAACUACAGGCCUGUAGACAGCAUGGGAGAUGUUAGCAAAAUGACUGAUGGCAAACUUAGUGUGCACACCAACCGCACAGCCUUCAACACCCAGGACCUUUUGGUUCCCUGGCAUUUGAAAGCGGGGAAAAGACGAGAUGAGGAUGAGUCAGGAGAGGGUGGAAAGAAGGAAAAAAAGAUAGAGAAGUUCAACAAGACUUCAGGUAACUCUUGUUCACACCCUAGUUUGAGUUCCAAAACCAGAUUAGACUGUAACCGUGACGCCAGCCUAGCAUUUGACUCCAACAUGUCCUCUGGAUCCAGUCUUGACACCAGUGAUGCCACUCACAGCCCAGAUUCCAAACCCAGUCCAAAUGGUGACAUCGCACAGACAUCCAGCUUUACUCUAAAGUCUGAGUCUGAGAGCGGUCCAGCACCCGUCUUCCAUCGCUAUUACCACGUGUUCCAGCAGGGAGAGCUGGAGCAACUGUGCGGUCAGGUGGCUGGAGUCAAAGUGCAGAGCAGCUACCACGACCAGGGAAACUGGUGUGUUAUAUUAGAGAAGGACUGAAGGAGAUGACUUGAACUGAUACACACAUCAUUUAUAAUAACUUUGCUACAGAUACAUGUUGGGAGACGAUAUGAAUUCUGCAGUGAACCAUGACAAUUAAUGCAAUAUAAAUUUAAAAAAUCUUGUUUAAAUGCUGAAGAGAAAAAAUGAAUGGAAAUGAACAGAAAAGAGCUGCAAAAUAAAUAUAUUUUAU
This is a messenger RNA of Xiphias gladius (swordfish), 2531 nucleotides long. RefSeq names its product alkB homolog 8, tRNA methyltransferase (gene alkbh8). The record is from RefSeq and is a predicted model, not a curated record. The coding region runs from base 83 to 2338 and encodes 751 amino acids. Gene Ontology annotation, biological process: tRNA wobble uridine modification. Gene Ontology annotation, molecular function: S-adenosylmethionine-dependent methyltransferase activity; tRNA binding. Gene Ontology annotation, cellular component: nucleus; cytoplasm. The transcript is spliced from 12 exons. Lineage: Eukaryota; Metazoa; Chordata; Actinopteri; Istiophoriformes; Xiphiidae.